This is a messenger RNA of Scomber japonicus (chub mackerel), 1382 nucleotides long. RefSeq names its product olfactomedin-4-like. The record is from RefSeq and is a predicted model, not a curated record. Gene Ontology annotation, biological process: signal transduction. The coding region runs from base 1 to 1362 and encodes 453 amino acids. NCBI's taxonomy places the organism in Eukaryota, Metazoa, Chordata, Actinopteri, Scombriformes, Scombridae. The transcript has 7 exons.
AUGAAGCUGUGUGUGAUCAUCCCACUGUGUGCUCUGUUCACUCUAACGCAACAGGUGCCUCCACAUGAUCGGUGUGAGUGUGAGUUGACUAUCUUGGAAAAGGCAUUCCCACACCACAAACUGAAGACAGUGGAAGACAAUGCAUCCAAAUGUAACAAUAACAUCACCCCAAAGAAGACUCUGGAGCUGGACAGUUUGAUGCUUGGUUUGGAGCGGCGUUUGCCCAAACUGCAGGAAGAUGUGUCAGUUCUGGAGAGGGAGGAUGAUGGUGACCUGUAUGGAGCUCUCAGCCUUCUGGUGAUAGAGAAUGAACUGACGGAGAUCAAGCAGCUCAUCCACAAGCUCAACAUGACCACCCAGGGACACCAGCGCCUCAUCACUGAUGCAAAUGAGCAGCUGAAGGACUUGAUAACAGAGAUGACAGAACUGGAAAAGUAUGACACCAUGCAGGUGGUGAAGAGAAAACAAGCUCAGGAGCAUCUGAAGAAAGGACUUCAACCCACCUCCCAACCCACUCAGCCUCCACAUGGCAUCUGUCCUCAUGGUAGGUUUCUAAACAUUACCGGGCCAAGGAUUUACACAGCAGGAGAGUAUCCAGGUUCCUACCCAUACGGAGCUUGGGGUCGUGAUCCCAAGCCAGAGGUAGGAAAGGAGAACUGGUACUGGCUGGUAAUGUUGACCUCCAGCAACAAAUACGCCAACUAUGUCCGUCUCUAUUCCAGCCUGAGCUCUCUGAUUGUUGGAGUGAGUGGCCCAGGUAAUGUGGAGAUCCACUCCUCUAACCCAACCACCAACACCAUCCAGGGACCAAAUGUUGUGCUGUAUGGAGGGGCCUUGUACUAUAACUGUUACAACAAAUAUGCUGUCUGUCGAUUCAACCUCACCACCAAAACUGUUACCACCAUGCAGUUACCCGAAGGCACCAGAUUUAAUUCUAAGGGGAACUUCUGCAAUCUUGAUGAAUGCUAUCCAUUUACUGACCUAGACCUGGCAACAGAUGAGUCUGGCGUUUGGGUGAUCUACACCACGUCCCAGGACUUUGGCAACCUGGUUCUAUCUAAGGUAGAAGAAGGUGAACCACACACGCUCAACAAAACCUGGCACACCUCGGUCUUCAAGCAGGGAGUGAGCAACACGUUCAUGGCUUGUGGCGUGCUCUAUGCCACACGCCACGUCAGCAAAGAAGUGGAGGAGAUCUUCUACUCGUUUGACACAUCGACAGGGGUGGAGAAGUUCAACAUUGGCAUCUUCAUCAAGAAGAUGUCUCCCAACAUUUACUCCCUGAACUACAGCCCUGUGGACCAGAUGCUGCAUGCCUACUGUAACUCCUUCAUGGUCUCCUAUAAAGUUUUGUUUGGUUAAAUGGAGAUCAUGAACAUCAA